Molecule: messenger RNA, 1250 nt
Organism: Pezoporus occidentalis (night parrot)
Lineage: Eukaryota; Metazoa; Chordata; Aves; Psittaciformes; Psittacidae
Gene: DDT
Product: D-dopachrome tautomerase
Exons: 3
Coding region: 81-437 (118 amino acids)
Molecular function (GO): phenylpyruvate tautomerase activity
Source: RefSeq, a predicted model, not a curated record
GCGCUGGGGGCGGAGCGGGGGCCGGGCCGGGCCGGGCCGGUCGGUGGCGGUGCGGGCGCGCUGUGCCGUAGCGCGGGGCCAUGCCGUUCCUGGAGCUCGACACCAACCUCCCGGCCGGGCGGCUGCCCCCGGCGCUGGCCCAGGACCUGUGCGCGGCCGCCGCAGACAUCUUGGGCAAGCCGGCGGAGCGGGUGAACGUGACGGUGCGGAGCGGGCUGCCCAUGGUGCUGGCGGGCUCGGGCGAGCCCUGCGCGCAGCUGCUCGUCUCCUCCAUCGGCGUGGUGGGCUCGGCGGAGCAGAACCAGCGGCACAGCGCCCGCUUCUUCGAUGUCCUGACGGCGCAGCUGGGCCUCGGCCCCGAGCGGAUUUUCAUCCGCUUUUACCCACUGGAGCCCUGGCAGAUUGGCAAGAACAGAACAGUCAUGACAUUCCUGUGAUACCCUUGAGCAGCCGAUGGAACAAAGCAAUGAUGAAGAGAAUCUAGAGAUUACCAGCUCCAUCUAUCUAAUUGUUUCCUCUUAUGAUCAAAUCUGUGUAGCUCUGCACUUCACCUGUGUAAUUCACUUUUGUCUUUGCAUCCUGUGCACACAAAGCUGAAGAGUGGGACGAUCAACUGUAUUAACGUUACUGAAAUAAUUCAAGGUCUUUGUCUCAAGCCUGUCUCGUAUCCCAAAGGCUCUCCUGGUGUGGAGUUUUGGGAUCAUACAGCAUCUCGCUGUCUUCCGUGGCUGGUGUUUUCAGCUCACUGUCCCUGUGGGGAAGCAUUUUAGGUUUUUAGGACCCAUAUGCUCCCUCACUUUAUAACUGAAAUACAUGAGGCAUUUUAGUAAAACAAAAGCACAGUAUUUUUUAUGUCUAAUGUUAUCUCCGUCUUCCACUGGUAAUGAGAACACUUCUCAGUGUUUUCAGACUCCUACCAGCCACUUUGUGACUCGGUCAGGUUGCAGACGGGGAGCUCAGAGGAACUGAGAGCCCGCCCUUGGAACAUAAAAGUGUCCAUGGGAACACAAGGCUGGAGGAUGCUCCUGUGCCGCUCUGCCAUUCUGAUUGCGGUUUUAUUUGAGACUUGAGGACUUGAGCUAGUUGAAAAUAUUCCUUCUAAUUACCAUUUGCACUUAGUUGUUCCCUAUGCAGCUUAAACACCUGUGUUUGCAAAAGUCAGGAAUAUAACACCAAACACCAGUUUGUGUGUCAGGCUGGGGGGGACACACACGUUAAACCUGAUCUAGUUAAUAAAACAUAUAAAAGCC